Molecule: messenger RNA, 519 nt
Organism: Dacryopinax primogenitus
Lineage: Eukaryota; Fungi; Basidiomycota; Dacrymycetes; Dacrymycetales; Dacrymycetaceae
Exons: 4
Coding region: 1-471 (156 amino acids)
Biological process (GO): tRNA 5'-leader removal
Cellular component (GO): ribonuclease P complex
Source: RefSeq, a predicted model, not a curated record
AUGGUCCGCUUCAAGAAUCGAUGGCUGCUUGUUGAGUUUAUCCCAUGCGGGCCGUCCCAAACCUCGCAGCGGACGACGACUUCAAAACAGAUCUGGUCGGCAGUGCGUGACAUAGUUGUGCACAACUUCGGAGAGGUGGGUUGGGGGGCUGUGGGGGCAGGCUUGAAUGUGAAGUACUAUUCGCCGGUCACGAAUUUGUGCAUCAUGCGUGUGGCACGCGACCAUUAUCGGAUGGCUUGGGCUGCGUUGACCCUUCUCACUUCCCUGAAUGGAGAACUGUGUAUACCGAGGGUGGUACAUUGUUCCGGCACUAUCAAGCAAGUUCAGAUUGCAGCGAUCAAGUAUGAUAGAGAACUGAUUGCGAGGAUGAAGGAGAAAGGUAGUGCUCAGAUCCCACCAGAGUUUUCGGACGAGAAGCUGGACGCACUGUUGGAGACGACUGUGGACGACAUAGAAGCUAUUCAGGAUUGAUCUUCGCCUCGUCAGUGUACUGUAUUAAUAACUUGAUUUCAUUUCAGU